Molecule: messenger RNA, 725 nt
Organism: Aspergillus piperis CBS 112811
Lineage: Eukaryota; Fungi; Ascomycota; Eurotiomycetes; Eurotiales; Aspergillaceae
Exons: 2
Coding region: 84-569 (161 amino acids)
Source: RefSeq, a predicted model, not a curated record
CCUCAAGGGACUGGGCAAUGGGCGCCGCAGAUUUUAUGGAAUUGUCCAUGCUAAUUAUGACCUAUUAGGAGCACUAAGUAUUAAUGGUUUCAAAGGAUAACUUGUGCCAAAACAUUCUCGUGUGGACAUGGAGAUCUAGAUGUAUGGACUUUUUAGCAUGGCCGCCGCCUUAUCAGCGACACACGACAGUUAUCAGACUUUAUCAAAGCGGGGAAGACUUAUCUCGAGCACCGGACAUGUUUCGAGAUCACCGGUUGUCCGGACAGAAAGCCGGAGAGUUAGUACGACUAGUCUCACGCUCAUUGGCGUGGAGAACAGAGGGCCAGUCAUGCCGGUCGCGGAGAAAGAAAGAAGAUCCUCCUUCCUCCCGCCUCCCUUGCGGUGAUGGGGGGGAAUUGGCCAUUGGACAUCAGGUGCCCCAGAGCCUCAUCAUUAGAUUCCAGGCUAAUGCUACGCUCUCCUUCAUCUAUAUUUCCGCUCGAUACUGUGCUCGUCACAUCUACAGUGCAAAACCAUCUCUCUUUAUGACAGCCAAGACUACUAGUACUAUACCUUCCCCACAGAACUAGACUUAUCGAGGCAGGAUAAGCUCAGCCUUGACUGCUGCAGAUUAAUACUGAUGCUGGUUGGAGAGGCAGACACCAAGCGUAGUAAGCGCUACUAACUGCUGCCGGUCAGGGAUACUAAGUACUACUUAGUUGGUAGUGGCGAUCUAUUGACCAACA